UCUUAUUCGUCCAUCAUAAAUGGCCUAAACCAAAGGCUAACAAUCUUCCCUUUAUAUAAAUCCACUUCCCUUUAUCUCAAUUUACCUUAAAAAAAAUAUUCAACAACAACGCACCCCAAUCAAAAGUUCAAAACAAUGUACACCAUAACCAAUAACCUCUUCACUCUUUCAAUCAUCACCACAACCUUAUUCUUCGUCUCCUCCCAUGCAGCCACAUUCGAAGUCCGCAAUGAUUGCUCGUACACCGUCUGGGCAGCGGCCAGCCCCGGCGGUGGCCGCCGUCUGGAUCGUGGCCAAACAUGGACUUUCAACGUAGCCGCGGGCACAAAGAUGGCCCGCAUAUGGGGUAGGACCAACUGUAACUUCGAUAGCAGCGGCCGCGGCCGCUGCCAAACAGGAGACUGUGGUGGGGUCCUCCAAUGCCAAGGGUGGGGACAACCUCCAAACACACUAGCUGAGUACGCCUUAAACCAAUACAACAACCUUGACUUCAUUGACAUCUCCUUAGUGGAUGGUUUCAACAUCCCCAUGGAUUUUAGCUCCACUACGGGAAGGUGUAGGGGAAUAAGGUGCACUGCUGACAUUAAUGGGCAGUGCCCUAGCCAACUUAGGGCUCCCGGGGGUUGUAACAAUCCAUGUACUGUGUUCAAGACCAAUGAGUAUUGUUGUACCAAUGGUCAGGGAAGCUGUGGGCCCACCCAAUUCUCAAAGUUUUUCAAGAAUCGGUGCCCUGAUGCUUAUAGUUAUCCUCAAGAUGACCCCUCCUCCACUUUUACUUGUCCUGGUGGGACUAACUAUAGAGUUGUGUUUUGCCCUGGAAAGUAGGGAAAAUUCACAUUAUUUGGGUUUCUAAUGACGAUGAUAAGGCUGAGUCUAUAUCAGCUGAAUUCAUCAUCUAUAUUAAUAUAUUUAUAUAUGUUUUAAUUACAUGUGUAGGUGGUGCCUACUGCCUGCUAUAGCUGGUUGAUCACAGUAUAGUGUGUAGUUUGUGCUUACAUAAUAAAAAUCCUUGAAAUUAAUAUAAAAGGUUUUCUUCCUUGGAAA
Cannabis sativa is the source of this 1044-nucleotide messenger RNA. Its product is annotated as thaumatin-like protein 1. Gene Ontology annotation, biological process: defense response. The record is from RefSeq and is a predicted model, not a curated record. The coding region runs from base 136 to 825 and encodes 229 amino acids. Gene Ontology annotation, cellular component: extracellular region. NCBI's taxonomy places the organism in Eukaryota, Viridiplantae, Streptophyta, Magnoliopsida, Rosales, Cannabaceae. The transcript has a single exon.